Molecule: messenger RNA, 1716 nt
Organism: Macrobrachium nipponense
Lineage: Eukaryota; Metazoa; Arthropoda; Malacostraca; Decapoda; Palaemonidae
Product: ammonium transporter Rh type B-like
Exons: 7
Coding region: 199-1218 (339 amino acids)
Biological process (GO): ammonium homeostasis; ammonium transmembrane transport
Cellular component (GO): plasma membrane
Molecular function (GO): ammonium channel activity
Source: RefSeq, a predicted model, not a curated record
UACCUAACAAUAAAUCACUAAAGUUCUGAAGCAAGCAUCUGAGUUCCUUAACAAAAUUAAAAUUACUUUUCCAUACGCCAUUUUCAUUCAGAUUUUUCUUUCUCUCUCUCUCUCUCCAGCCUCAUAAACGCCGACUUCUGCUGUGGCGCCAUUCUGAUCUCGUUCGGGGCAGUCCUGGGCAAGACGUCGCCUACCCAGAUGCUGCUGAUGGCCUUUGUGGAGGUCAUAGUUUACACGAUCAAUCUCUACCUGUGCAUCGAAGUGCUGGGCAUCAUCGAUCUGGGAGGUUCAAUUGUCAUCCACACAUUUGGUGCAUAUUUUGGCUUGGCUUUCUCGAGGACAGUAUCGCGGAAAAUGAAAGUCAGUGAUCAUCCGAAUGAAGGGUCUACCUACACGUCCGAUAUUUUCUCUAUGAUUGGUACGAUUUUUCUGUGGGUGUACUGGCCAUCCUUCAACGGGGCUUUGGGAAGUAACAAGGGAAUCGGACGAGCUGUCAUCAACACGUACCUUGGACUGACUGCAGCCGUUGUUGCAGCCUUUUUAACAUCGGCAUGGGUCAGCAGGAAAAACCGCUUCACGAUGGUACACGUACAAAACGCGACGCUGGCAGGGGGCGUGGCCGUGGGGUCUGUGGCUGACCUCAUGAUACAGCCAUGGGGAGCCCUUUGUAUUGGGUUCUUCGCUGGGUUCAUCUCCACUUCUGGAUACAUCUUCAUUCAGCCUUGGUUACUGAAAAAAAUUGGUCUCCAUGACUCCUGCGGAGUACACAACCUUCACGGGAUGCCUGGAGUCAUCUCGGCCAUUGUCUCAAUUGGGAUGUGCAUGUUUGCAUCUGAAACAUAUUAUGGCAAAGACCUGUAUGUACAAUUCCCACAUAUGAGCCCUCCAGCCAACAGCUCCCACUUCCAGGAACUCAAGAUGACCCUGGAGUCUCUGGAGCCUGGCUCUGGGUGGACUCCCAACCAACAGGCAUUGUACCAAAGUCUGGGAUUAAUUGUGACACUCGUCAUAGCUAUUAUUUCAGGAGCUAUAACUGGAAUCUCCCUCAGCUUCGACAGAUGUGAACCAGUGAGUCACCAUCGGCUCUUCAGCGAUGCCCCCUACUGGGAGCUACCGGAAGACGAACACCAUGACUCCAGCCACGUGGACAUUCACAAUCACACGAAGGUCUUUUCCGUCCAGGUGACGGCACCAGAGAUGGCUGCGAAGUUCCAGUGAGGGGAAACUACUCCCCUUUUGGUGGCACACCUUCGAUUUGACUUUCCAACCUUCCCUCUGUACUACUGACUUUCAUGGGGUCACUGAAGACUGCGGUCAAGGUUCUUUGAAGCAUUGCUUCUUUGGUCCCUGCAUAGCUACUGACAUUUUACCUCUUGGAUCCCUUCAACUCGACCUUACUCCAGUUUUCACUUCUGAUUUCGAGACAAAAUUCCUCGAGUGAAGCCUAAGAAUUUUAUAAAGGCUAAGUUCACUUCUGGGGAUCCUAUCAGUUAUGUAGCUCGAAGCAGGAUUCAGCUAAGUAAGGAUGCCUUGGUUAGGUUAGGUUAGGUUGGGUUAAGAAGAUAGUAUUAAUACUAAGCUCCGAAACACACAUUCUGGCCAUAUUGCUAUGAAGUGCCAACGAGCAUUUUAAUAAAAAUAAAACUUAAUCUAAUUUUGCUUAAAUAUUAUACCACUGUAGUUAGAUGAAUAAUUUUCUGGACGUUUCUGUGAUGA